UCCCCUGCUCCCCCCGACUGCCCAGCAGGCUGGCGCCCCCUGCACGUGCGGGUGGCGGGGACUCUGGAGGUGGAAAGCUCAGCGCACCCCCGCGUCACCCCUGCCCCCCUCCCCGGGGCAGACUCCUAGCAGCUUUCGUUCCUCCCCACCCCUCCCGCCUCCUCGCCUUCCCUCCUCUAAGUCCUUCCACCCUCGGCAGCUGCUGGAGGAGGCGGACGCUCUGCUGCGGGGCCGCGGGAGCAGCGGCGGCGGCGGCGGCGGCUGCAGCGGAGGGACUGACGGCUGCACCGGGGCGGGCGGCUGGACUGCGCGCUCCCUUUCGCGCCCGCUCCCGGGCUUCUGGGCUCGCUCGCCCCGCUCGGCGGUCGCCCGCGGCCGCCCGGGUUCACCGUCGCUCUCAGGCGGCACCGCGAGGGUGGCCGCUGCCUCAGCCCUGCCCCUCGUUCCCUCCCUCCCUUGCAGCCCCACCACGUAGGAGUUCGGAUUCUCCACCCGAGUCGCCCUGAUUUCCCUUUGCCUCUUUCUGAAGCGGGAGUGGUGGAGGGAGGCAGCGAGGCUGCGAGGGAGAGGCCCGCCAAGUCGGCCCGCCUGCAAAGUGUUGCUUUGACACAUCCUUAUUAUGGAAGUUAAGUGAAAAAACUCUGGACGUGGAGCGGCUACCGAGAAGGAGACCGGGCAAGGAAAACCAGUAGGCAGGCCAAUGGUUUUUCGGCAGCGCGCUGGCAAGUUUGUGGAACACUUUCUAGGAAUUAGGUCUUUUUCCUCCCUCUUCAUCUUCUUGACUGCUGAAGAAAGAACUUGGCUUUGGAAGGCAAUGGAGCCUGAGGACAGAGGGUUAGACACACUUGAAUAAUCCCUCCGGCUGGGCUGAAUUUGUGGGAAUUUAGGAAGCCAGAGUGUGGAAAUACAGCAGCCUUUGGAGUGCCCUCUGUUAAUUUGGAUGGAGCUAAAUGUGCCCCAUUCGAGACCUCUCCACUAACCCCUUCUGAUCUUGCGAUUUGCUCUUCUUGACUUUAAUUAGCAUCUAGGAAAGUCUAAACUUUGGACCUACCUCUUUUUUUGAUACUUAUUUUUGUACUUUUGCUCUCUGGGAUUGGUUUCUUAAAACAAUCUGGAUCCUUUUUAAUAUGUCAAAAUGAGUCGGCUGAUGUUUACACAACUACUGCUCUGUGGAUUUUUAUAUGUUCGGGUUGAUGGAUCUCGUCUUCGCCAGGAAGACUUCCCGCCACGGAUUGUGGAGCACCCUUCAGAUGUCAUUGUCUCUAAGGGAGAGCCCACCACUUUGAACUGUAAGGCAGAGGGCCGGCCAACGCCCACCAUUGAGUGGUACAAGGAUGGUGAGCGGGUGGAGACUGACAAGGAUGAUCCCCGGUCUCACAGGAUGCUUCUGCCCAGCGGAUCCUUAUUCUUCUUGCGCAUUGUACAUGGGCGCAGAAGCAAACCUGAUGAAGGAAGCUACGUUUGUGUUGCAAGGAACUAUCUCGGUGAAGCAGUGAGUCGAAAUGCAUCUCUGGAAGUGGCAUUGUUACGAGAUGACUUCCGGCAAAAUCCCACAGAUGUUGUAGUGGCAGCUGGAGAGCCCGCAAUCCUGGAGUGCCAACCUCCCAGGGGACAUCCAGAACCCACCAUCUACUGGAAAAAAGACAAAGUUCGAAUUGAUGACAAGGAAGAAAGAAUAAGUAUUCGUGGUGGAAAACUGAUGAUCUCCAACACUAGGAAAAGCGAUGCAGGGAUGUAUACCUGUGUUGGCACCAAUAUGGUGGGAGAAAGAGACAGUGAUCCAGCAGAACUGACUGUCUUUGAACGACCCACAUUUCUCAGGAGGCCAAUUAACCAGGUGGUGCUGGAGGAAGAAGCUGUAGAAUUUCGUUGUCAGGUCCAGGGAGAUCCUCAACCAACUGUGCGGUGGAAAAAGGAUGAUGCAGACUUGCCAAGAGGAAGGUAUGACAUCAAAGAUGAUUAUACUCUGAGAAUUAAAAAGGCCAUGAGUACAGAUGAAGGCACCUAUAUGUGUAUUGCUGAGAAUCGGGUCGGAAAAGUGGAAGCCUCUGCUUCUCUCACAGUCCGAGCUCGCCCUGUUGCUCCUCCACAGUUUGUGGUUAGGCCAAGAGAUCAGAUUGUUGCUCAAGGUCGAACAGUGACAUUUCCCUGUGAAACUAAAGGAAACCCCCAGCCAGCUGUUUUUUGGCAAAAAGAAGGCAGCCAGAACUUGCUUUUCCCAAACCAGCCCCAGCAACCCAACAGUAGAUGCUCUGUUUCGCCAACUGGAGACCUCACAAUAACCAACAUUCAGCGAUCGGACGCGGGUUAUUAUAUCUGCCAGGCCCUAACUGUGGCUGGAAGCAUUUUAGCAAAAGCUCAACUGGAAGUUACUGAUGUUUUGACAGAUAGACCUCCACCCAUAAUUCUACAAGGCCCGGCCAACCAAACACUAGCAGUAGAUGGUACAGCGUUACUGAAAUGUAAAGCAACUGGUGACCCUCUUCCUGUAAUUAGCUGGUUAAAGGAGGGAUUUACUUUUCUGGGUAGAGAUCCAAGAGCAACUAUACAAGAACAAGGAACAUUGCAGAUUAAGAAUUUACGGAUUUCUGACACUGGUACUUAUACUUGUGUGGCUACAAGUUCAAGUGGGGAGACUUCCUGGAGUGCUGUGCUGGAUGUGACUGACUCUGGAGCAACAAUCAGUAAAAAUUAUGAUUUAAGUGACCUGCCAGGGCCACCAUCCAAACCACAGGUCACUGAUGUUACUAAGAACAGUGUCACCUUGUCCUGGCAACCAGGUACCCCUGGAGCCUUUCCAGCAAGUGCAUAUAUCAUUGAGGCUUUCAGCCAAUCCGUGAGCAAUAGCUGGCAGACAGUGGCAAACCAUGUGAAGACCACCCUCUUUACAGUGAGAGGCCUGCGGCCCAACACGAUCUAUUUAUUCAUGGUCAGAGCAAUCAACCCCCAAGGUCUGAGCGACCCGAGCCCGAUGUCAGAUCCUGUGCGCACACAAGAUAUCAGCCCACCAGCACAAGGAGUGGACCAUAGACAAGUACAGAAAGAACUGGGAGAUGUCAUUGUCCGUCUCCAUACUCCAGUUGUGUUGACUCCCACCACUGUUCAAGUCACGUGGACGGUUGAUCGCCAGCCCCAGUUUAUUCAAGGCUAUCGAGUGAUGUAUCGUCAGACUUCAGGCCUGCAGGCUACAUCAGCAUGGCAGAAUUUAGAUGCCAAAGUCCCCACCGAGAGAAGCGCUGUCUUAGUCAACCUGAAAAAGGGGGUGACUUACGAAAUUAAAGUUCGACCAUAUUUUAAUGAGUUCCAAGGAAUGGAUAGUGAAUCUAAAAUAGUUCGUACUACUGAAGAAGCCCCAAGUGCCCCUCCACAAUCUGUCACUGUGCUGACAGUUGGAAGCCACAAUAGCACAAGUAUUAGUGUUUCCUGGGAUCCUCCUCCUCCAGACCAUCAGAAUGGAAUUAUCCAAGAAUACAAGAUCUGGUGUCUGGGGAAUGAAACGCGAUUCCAUAUCAACAAAACUGUGGAUGCAGCCAUUCGAUCUGUCAUAAUUGGUGGAUUAUUCCCAGGUAUUCAAUACCGGGUAGAGGUUGCAGCUAGUACCAGUGCAGGGAUUGGAGUAAAAAGUGAACCGCAGCCGAUAAUAAUUGGGGGACGUAAUGAAGUUGUCAUUACUGAAAACAAUAACAGCAUAACUGAACAAAUCACUGAUGUUGUGAAGCAACCAGCCUUUAUAGCUGGUAUUGGUGGUGCCUGCUGGGUAAUCUUGAUGGGUUUUAGCAUCUGGUUGUAUUGGCGAAGAAAGAAGAGAAAGGGACUCAGUAAUUAUGCUGUUACAUUUCAAAGAGGAGAUGGAGGACUAAUGAGCAAUGGGAGCCGUCCUGGUCUUCUAAAUGCUGGUGAUCCCAGUUAUCCAUGGCUUGCAGAUUCGUGGCCAGCCACGAGUUUACCAGUAAACAAUAGCAAUAGUGGCCCAAAUGAGAUUGGGAAUUUUGGACGUGGAGAUGUGCUGCCACCAGUUCCAGGCCAAGGGGAUAAAACAGCAACAAUGCUCUCAGAUGGAGCCAUUUAUAGCAGCAUUGACUUCACGACCAAAACCACUUACAACAGUUCCAGCCAGAUAACACAGGCUACCCCAUAUGCCACAACACAGAUCUUGCAUUCCAAUAGCAUACAUGAAUUGGCCGUCGAUCUGCCUGACCCACAAUGGAAAAGCUCGAUUCAGCAAAAAACAGAUCUGAUGGGAUUUGGUUAUUCUCUACCUGAUCAGAACAAAGGUAACAAUGCCUUACUUUACAUCCCUGACUACCGAUUGGCUGAGGGAUUGUCUAAUAGAAUGCCACACAACCAGUCACAGGAUUUCAGCACCACCAGCUCUCACAACAGCUCAGAGAGGAGUGGCAGUCUCUCAGGUGGGAAAGGUGGAAAAAAGAAGAAAACUAAAAACUCUUCUAAACCUCAGAAAAACAAUGGAUCGACCUGGGCCAAUGUUCCUCUACCUCCUCCCCCCGUCCAGCCCCUUCCUGGAACAGAGCUGGAACACUACGCAGUGGAACAGCAAGAAAAUGGUUAUGACAGCGAUAGCUGGUGUCCUCCAUUACCCGUGCAAACAUACUUACACCAGGGUAUGGAAGAUGAACUGGAAGAAGAUGAUGAUCGUGUCCCGACACCUCCAGUCCGAGGCGUGGCUUCUUCGCCUGCUAUUUCCUUUGGACAGCAGUCCACUGCAACCCUCACUCCAUCCCCACGGGAAGAGAUGCAGCCCAUGCUGCAAGCUCACCUAGACGAGCUGACCAGAGCCUAUCAGUUUGAUAUAGCAAAGCAAACAUGGCACAUUCAAAGCAAUAAUCAACCUCCACAGCCCCCGGUUCCACCAUUAGGUUACAUGUCCGGAGCCUUGAUUUCCGAUUUGGAAACAGAUGUUCCAGAUGAUGAUGCUGAUGAUGAGGAAGAAGCUUUAGAAAUCCCUAGGCCCCUGAGGGCACUAGAGCAGACACCCGGAUCCAGUAUGGACAAUCUAGACAGCUCUGUGACAGGUUCAAUGGUAAAUGGAUGGGGCUCUGCAUCUGAUGAGGAUCGUAACUUUUCUAGUCAUAGAUCUAGUGUAGGUAGCUCCUCAGAUGGCUCCAUCUUUGCCAGCGGCAGCUUUGCACAAGCACUGGUGGCAGCAGCAGAUAAAGCUGGUUUUAGGCUGGAUGGAACCAGCCUUACAAGAACAGGCAAAGCUUUUACCUCCUCUCAAAGACCUCGACCAACCAGCCCAUUUUCUACUGACAGUAAUACCAGUGCAGCCCUGAGUCAGAGUCAGAGGCCUCGGCCCACUAAAAAACACAAGGGAGGGAGAAUGGACCAACAACCAGCAUUGCCUCAUCGAAGGGAAGGAAUGACAGAUGAUCUUCCACCACCACCAGAUCCCCCUCCAGGUCAGGGUUUAAGGCAGCAAAUAGGCCCGAGCCAGCAUGCUGGUAACGUGGAAACCUCAACAGAGAGAAAAGGAAGCUCUCUGGAGACACCACAAGCAUCCACCUUAGAAGACACAAAGAGCUCAUUGGAUUGUCCAGCUAGAGCAUCCCUAGAGUGGCAGCGACAAACCCAAGAAUGGAUAAACUCCACAGAGCGCCAAGAAGAUAUUCGGAAAGCCCUACACAAACAAAGUGUUGGACCAGAGGAGACAUUGGUGCCCUACAGCAAGCCCAGUUUCCCAUCUCCAGGAGGUCACAGCUCAUCAGGAACAGCUUCUUCUAAAGGAUCCACUGGACCUAGGAAAGCCGAGGCUUUGAGGGGAAGUCACCAGCGCAAUGCCAGCGACCUUCUUGACAUAGGAUACAUGGGCUCAAAUAGUCAAGGACAGUUUACAGGUGAAUUAUAGUAACUGAGAGGAGACAUGCAAAGCUGCUCUGAAGGACCACCAGGUCUGAACUCAUGGAAGUGAUGACACUAAACAGUGCAAUGAACAAUUUCUUUAUUUAUGUACUAUUAAAAGACUGUAAAUGCAAUGUAAAGACACACAGCCACACAUAUCCCACAGAUAUUUUACUUGUGUUCUUCUCUUAAGUACACCACCCACCUUAACUCUUUCUUGUCAGGAGUAUAUACAAAAGAAAGAAAACAAAACUCGCCCUCCAGGAAGAAAAGGAUUUUCCUCUGUAUAUAAUUUCUUUUGUGCGUUGCUAUGCAAGCUCACUCUUUUUAGCUCUGUUCAUACUAUUGUCUGUUUUUAUUGGUCUGUUGUACUAUAUGUGAAUUAAUAGGCUGUGGUGCCAUAUAUUAACUUUUAAUUGUGUAACUUUUAUGUUUAAAUUUUGCACUGCAAUUUUAUUUGGUGAUAAGCACAAAUCUCUACUCCUCGUGACAUGAAGAACAAGACUGAAUGUGAAGGGAGUUUCUGUACUGUAAGCUAGGCUGGAUAUGCUGGUUGGAACCAAUCAUGUGAGAUGGUUUGCAGUUGGGGUGUAGAAACAGGAAGAUGCAAAGGAACAGUGGUGUUGGCGAAGUCUUCCUUGAGUACCAGGGACUGAGUCAAUAAAAAGAAAAGCAGAAAGGUGGCUUUUACUGUUGACAAAAUGCAGGGGUCAAAGAAGGAAAUCUAAGUCUUAAGGCUAAAUAGGUAUUAAAAUACACAGGUAGCAAAGAUAUACUAAACUCGCUAAAAAGAGAAAGAAAAAGAAAAUGAAAAUGAAAGUUACAUGUAGCAUCAACUUUACCUGUCAUUGUAAUUGACCCAUCUGAGAAUUAUAACAAGCAAAAGGAAAUGAAGGUGUUUCGCAAGAGCUGUGUUUGUAUUACAGUGUUUUCAAGAAGCAUUUUCUGAAUUACCAUAAUUAAUCUCUCCAACUCAUUAAGUCAGGAUCUAAUAUGAAGUUCCCCAAGGAAACAAACAAAAUGAACUCUAGAAUAUCUAGCAAAUAGUUAAAGAGGCAAUUUAUUAUUAGGACAUACUCGGGCUGCUUCCAAAUGCAAAAACUCUAUUGCAAUAUCUUGUUUCAUCUUUCUAAUACAUGUUCAGUACACACUAGAGGAUAGAGCUGCAUCGCUUAAAUUUAUGACUUUGAAAAAAAUCAUGCAGUCUAUAGACAAUUCUGUGUUUUGUUUGAUUAAGAGGUGAAGUUCAUGCCACCAGAUGUAUAGCCAAAUUGUAAGUGCUUAAAAAGCAGUGCUCAGAGUAUGUUCAGUUCACAGUAAGUAGAUUUAUCGAAAGAAACAUUUUAUGGUACAGUCUCAGAAAUUGGCUACCAACUAAAAUAUGUUUGACCCAUUUUGAAUGAGUAAAUUGAAAAGAAAAAUUUUAAAGGAGAAACAAUGCAUGUUUAUACGCUUUUUAAAUAAAACCAAACCUCGUUAAGUGGACAUUAA
Felis catus (domestic cat) is the source of this 7350-nucleotide messenger RNA. RefSeq names its product roundabout guidance receptor 2 (gene ROBO2). Gene Ontology annotation, molecular function: protein binding. The transcript has 30 exons. The coding region runs from base 1136 to 5866 and encodes 1576 amino acids. Lineage: Eukaryota; Metazoa; Chordata; Mammalia; Carnivora; Felidae. The record is from RefSeq and is a predicted model, not a curated record.